Salvelinus fontinalis (brook trout) is the source of this 3363-nucleotide messenger RNA. Its product is annotated as B-cell receptor CD22-like. The coding region runs from base 425 to 1981 and encodes 518 amino acids. The transcript has 11 exons. Lineage: Eukaryota; Metazoa; Chordata; Actinopteri; Salmoniformes; Salmonidae. The record is from RefSeq and is a predicted model, not a curated record.
AGCUAGCUCGCACUGCAGUGCAUACAAUCUGGGGAGUAGUUGACUCAAAGAGAGAGAAAGACAAUAGUUGAACAGUUUUGAACACAUUCAUUUCUUCCAAAAAUAAGGAGAAGCAAGAGACAGAGAGAUAGAGAUUUUUGUAAUAUAUUUUUUGUUCAGUUUUACUUACUUAGUUAUCAAACGUAGCUAGCUGGUUUAGCCUACUCAAACACCUGGUUCAAACAGAGAGGGAUGCUAUGUUAGCCAGCUGGAUAUGGCUGUCCUACAUUGGAACUCUUCCAAGUCAAGAGUUUUAAGUUGUCUUGAAAGAACCAUAAAUCCAGAGAAUGCCAGACUUUGAUGACAAAAUUUGCCCAUGAAGGACCGCUGCACCACCUUCCUGUUCAAGUGAGCACAGCACAACAAGGUCCUGCACAAAGAGGGGAUGCGGAGUGAAACAUUAACAUGGCCUUUUCUUAUUCAUUGCAUUUGGCUUGGAGUGAUGGGAAUUGAUGCCUCGUCGUGGACUGCUGAGGUGCCCAGCUCAGUAUCCGGCCUGCAGGGCUCAUGCAUCGUGAUUCCCUGCUCAUUCAACUACCCAGAACCAGAGGAGAAGCCCUCCAAAUUCACUGGCAUCUGGUUCAAAGACACCCAUGAUACUAUAUACCAUCCAGACAGCUCCAACAUCAUCAAAGACUACAGGGGUCGUACAGAGCUGGUGGGAGACCUCUGGCAGAAGAACUGCUCUCUCAGAAUCGACCCCCUCCAUCACAGUGACAAAGGACCCUUUACUUUCAGGAUUGAAAUGGAAGACCAUAACAAGUAUUCAUACAAAGAGGACACAGUCUCCAUUGCAGUGAGCAGCUCUUCAAAACCCCCCUCUCUGUCAGUGAUGGAGGAGGUGAAGGUGGGGGUGGAGCUGUCUGCCUCCUGCUCUGUGUCUCACUCCUGCCCAUCUGAUUCCCCUCUCCUCACCUGGAGCCACUCCGGAACACCCAGUGUCCAAUCACAGCAGCUGACCAACGGCCAGUGGAAAGUGUCAUCAUCCCUGACCUUUACUCCCAGCAUCACUGAUCACAACCAGUCUCUGGUCUGCACAGCAGCAUACAGGGGAGGGAAGACAGUGAAAAGGUCCAAAACUCUCAAUGUCAAAUAUGCCCCAGUGGAUGUGAAGGUUGAGGAAGUGUCCAGUGUCAAGGAAGGAGACUCUGUAGAGCUGAGAUGCUCCAGUGACAGUAACCCUGCUGCACACAGCUACAGAUGGCAGAACAGCAGAGGACCUCUGCCCACCACGGGACCUACCAUCACACUGGAGAAUGUGACCAGACUCACUGAAGCCCUCUACUGCACUGCCAUCAACACAGAGGGACAAGGCCACUCCAGCUCACUGAAGCUCAAUGUAGAGUACCCCCCUGAGAUCAAAGUGGGCUCUGCCUGCACUUCAGACAUAUCCAUGGUGACCUGUCUGUGCAUUGUGGAUUCGGAGCCCCCCGCCACCGUGGAGUGGUCUCUUCCAGAUGGACCCCUGCCCAACCGGCCCAGUACCCGAGUGGAGAGGCAUGGGUCAAUUACUAUGGUGACCCUACAGAGGGCACUAGGCUUCUCCGAGACCGUCCACUGCCAUGCCAGCAACACACAGGGCAAUGCCACCUUGUCCUUCACUGUGUCCACAAAUGAUAAGAAGUUGAUGCUGUACGUUUCAAUUGGUAUUGCUGCAUUAGUGGUGGUAGUAAUACUAAUUCCCAUGUCAGCUUGCCUAUUGAACAAGAAGGGUAGGAGGAGUCGUAGUGACCAGCCAGUAACCAGCAAGCAGAACGUGGAUACAGCCAAGGGCGCUUUUUCACAUCCCUCACCAUCAAGGAAAGAGCAGAAAGACGCCAGCAGUGAAAUCCACACAAACUACUACACCAACGAUCACCUAUAUGGCAACAUGGAGGCUGAAGAGGAUGGCGACCCAUACGAGUGUGUUGGUGGAGACGAUGCAGUCUAUGCUAAUAUGUGAACACAACAGGAAGCAUGUGGAAGUCAGCUGGCCCAGAGGCCAUGGUACUCACUCUGUCAAAGGUUCCAGUAAAAUAUUAACUCAAUGUAGCAGAACAGCUGACUGCUUAUAUUUGUUAGCUUUAUGUAGCUUCAUGGUUCUAAAGGCUAAAGAAAAUGGCACAAUCUUAUUUGGGUUGUGGGUUUGUUUAUGGCUUUUAAAAGUAUUUUUUUUAAUGAUUCAUGGCUUAGGUGAUUCAGGCUCUUUGGUAUCACAUACACUUAUGUCAGUCUCAUUAAGACUGCAAAACUGUGUACAAACUGAACUGUUAAUUACAGAACACCACCUAACACAUUAACUGGCAUGACAUUCCGUCUCAUGGGAGGCCAAAAAGCCUCAAAGUCUUCUAAUAGGCGGCCACCUCUACAAUGUAUUCAGUCAAAAUGCAUUUUUUUAUUGUACUUGACACAAACCUAAAGCAUAACAAAGGCACUAACAUGCAUUUAAAUGCGUUUAAAUUACUACAAAAAUGUCAAAAUUCAUGUCCCUCCAUGCACCCCCUGUGACUUCUAGAAAGAUUUUAACCCAGUAACCCCAAAAAUACUCAGUUUUCACCAUCACUGUAAAGCCCUAGUUAUUUUGUUGCUUUGAUGAAGUUAUUUUUGAAGAUUAUUAUUUAUUUUAUGUGAAAAGUGAUUCCUUUGUCUGUUACGUGAACUGAACUCUCGUUUUAAUAUGGUGGAACUAUUCCUUUUACAAUUAUAGUGUAAAAGCAGGUGAGCUGGUUAUACUCUUUUGGCCAUUUUCUGGUGUUUUGUGGUGAAAAACUGAGCGGCUCUAGCAUAAUACGGCAACCCUGUUACUCAUAGAUAGACAGGCUACAAAUGUUUAACCAUUUAAAAUGAUUUGUGAAUCUUGCAUUCAACUGACCCUCCCUGUUGCACAUAACAAGCUUCCAUUCUUCUUGUCACAAGGGGAUUCAUGGCUGAUUUAACUAGAAAUUACCAGUUGGAUGGCCGUUCAAGUGGAUUUUUCCUACCCAUCCACUGUAGAGCUGCACAAUACCACUCAUUUCAAGCACAGGCUACUGUGGCUAUUUGAUCAUAAUGUAGGCUUACCAAAGUGGCUUACCAUCAAAACAGUGGAGAAAAUGCAUCCCAUAACAUUUUAACAUGGAAAUAGCUGUUCUAUCAUUCAGCCUACAGUAGCAUCCAAUGGGUGUUGUUCAAUGUAGGCCUACAUUCCAUGAGACGUAAUAAAAUAAAAAAUAUAAACAUGCAGGGCUUGACAUUAACCUGUUUAUCCACUUGUCCUUCAGAGGAGGUGACUGAAAAUGUUUUUGUGUUGUUUGAUGCAAGAAACCACUUUACAAAAUAAAAUGCAUUAUUAUUCCCAUACCAUAA